UUACACACUGGCAGCAACCGCCCGUUGUGUAUUCGGGUAUACACUUUUUUUUUCUAACUGCAGCCACUGUAUUGAUUUUUCGCCCCCGCUUUUACAUUGAACUUUACGGCACAAGCAGGACAUAAACAUAAAAAUCAAUUGUCAAAAUGUCGGAGAGCGCCGCUUCAGCCAGCAAUGCCAAUGCAAAUGACAAGAUGGCAAGCUUGCUGAAGGAGGCGGAAAAUUUAAAAGCAAAGUUGGAAGAGGAGCGCCAAAAGCUGAACGACGUCAAUCUGUCGAACAUUGCGGAACGGCUGGAGCAGAUUGCAUUCGUGAAUAUAAAGCCCCGCAAGGUGCUAAAGGGUCACCAGGCCAAGGUGCUUUGCACCGACUGGAGUCCUGAUAAGCGACAUAUUAUCUCAUCAUCCCAGGAUGGACGCCUUAUCAUUUGGGAUGCGUUCACCACAAACAAAGAGCACGCUGUUACAAUGCCCACAACUUGGAUAAUGGCAUGUGCGUAUGCACCAUCUGGUAAUUAUGUUGCCUGCGGUGGACUGGACAAUAAAGUAACCGUAUAUCCGAUUACCUCGGAUGAGGAAAUGGCCGCUAAGAAGCGAACCGUUGGCACACAUACCAGCUACAUGUCAUGCUGCAUCUAUCCCAACUCUGAUCAGCAAAUACUCACCGGUAGCGGGGAUUCAACAUGCGCGCUGUGGGAUGUAGAAUCUGGGCAAUUGCUGCAAAGUUUUCAUGGUCACUCCGGCGACGUUAUGGCUAUCGAUUUGGCGCCAAAUGAGACGGGCAAUACCUUUGUCUCUGGUAGCUGCGAUCGCAUGGCGUUCAUUUGGGACAUGCGCUCCGGUCAUGUGGUGCAGUCCUUUGAGGGCCACCAAUCGGAUGUGAAUAGUGUUAAAUUCCAUCCAUGCGGCGAUGCCAUCGCAACUGGCUCCGACGACAGCAGCUGUCGGCUGUACGAUAUGCGCGCGGAUCGCGAGGUGGCCGUCUUUGCCAAGGAGAGCAUUAUUUUUGGCGUCAACUCGGUGGACUUUUCGGUCAGCGGGCGUCUGCUCUUUGCCGGCUACAAUGACUAUACUGUCAACCUGUGGGACACGCUGAAAUCGGAGCGCGUCUGCCUUCUGUAUGGCCAUGAGAAUAAGGUCUCCUGCGUUCAAGUCUCGCCCGAUGGCACUGCGCUAUCGACAGGCAGCUGGGACUACACUAUACGUGUGUGGGCCUAAAUUCUCGG
Drosophila novamexicana is the source of this 1225-nucleotide messenger RNA. RefSeq names its product guanine nucleotide-binding protein subunit beta-5 (gene Gbeta5). The transcript has a single exon. Gene Ontology annotation, cellular component: cytoplasm; heterotrimeric G-protein complex. Lineage: Eukaryota; Metazoa; Arthropoda; Insecta; Diptera; Drosophilidae. The record is from RefSeq and is a predicted model, not a curated record. Gene Ontology annotation, biological process: G protein-coupled dopamine receptor signaling pathway; G protein-coupled receptor signaling pathway. Gene Ontology annotation, molecular function: protein binding; signaling receptor complex adaptor activity. The coding region runs from base 147 to 1217 and encodes 356 amino acids.